Molecule: messenger RNA, 835 nt
Organism: Chrysoperla carnea
Lineage: Eukaryota; Metazoa; Arthropoda; Insecta; Neuroptera; Chrysopidae
Exons: 3
Coding region: 35-835 (266 amino acids)
Source: RefSeq, a predicted model, not a curated record
UAUAAAAUUUAAAGUUUACAAAAAAUAUCUAAAAAUGUUAAACGCUGAAAUUUUGCGAAAACGAAAGAACAAUAAGAAGAAACAUUUAUUCACCGAAACAAACUUCAAUAUAUUACCAGAUUUUCAUAAUUUGGCACAAACAACCAAGACUAAAUCAAAGAAAAAGAAUCAAGCGAAAACAUUAAAAUCUAAUGAUUCCAAUUUGGCAAUACAGAGUAUUGGCGAUAACGGCGUUUCCUCCAAUAAUACAGUUCUGUAUGAUGUUUAUAGAAACGAAUCCACUUUAAUUGAAAAUGAAUCGAGUGAAAGUAUCGUUUACCCUGUACAAAAAAUACGAGCACCAAAGUAUAAAAAUCGAAAAAGUAAAAAGAAAUGUGAUCAGAAUAAAAUUGAAAAACAAUCAACAUCAAGUGAUGAGCUAUUACCAACUACUAGAAAAGAACAAUUUCGAAAUAAAUACGCUGAAAAUGUUAUUACAAACUUGAGAAACACUAGUGCAUUGAGUAGUAUGGAAUAUUCAAAAAUUACUCCAAAAUCUGCACAAAAAUCAACUUCGGGAUCCUCAAGGGGUUCAAAAGAAUCAAAUUUGGGAAUCACGAAUUCACCUGCAAAGUCUAUUGUUAUAAAAUUGCCAUAUUUAACAUAUGAUUCAGACAUACACAUUCAGGAUUCAAAAAAAUAUGUUAAUAAGAUGAAAAUAUAUUCGAAACAAAAUGAAGCAGUUAAUAUAAAUCAACAUUUGAAAGCGGUUUUAAAUGAAGAAAAACGUUUCGCAUUACGACCUAAGGAAUAUGGUUUGUUGGGACAAAUAUGGAAAAAUACAGUACAUUGUUGA